AUGGAUUCAGAUGCCAUGUCCGAUCCCGCCUUCAGCCUGGGCGAGGAAUCAGACGGCUAUGUUCCUCAAAAGACUCUGGCCGCAACUCGCAACAUGAGCAUGUCAGGCCCAAACCCAGCGUCGGGCCUGUACCCUGGCGCAAGACCAACUCAGACAUGCACGACCAAGCUGCUAACGACUCCCCACCAGAAGGCAAAGCCCAAGGCGGCGGCAAAACCCGCUGCCAAGGCCACGGGCAAGAAACUUACGCAAACCACCUUGAAGACGAAAGCAGCAGCCAAAAGACCCAAGCCGGACAGCGACGAUGGAGAUUCUUUCGGAGGCAGCUCAGAGAGCUUUUCACAUACCCCGCCGAGUUCCAAGAAGCAGAAGAAGGCGCCGCCGCCGAAGAAGUCUGGCGGUGUCCCCCUUGCGGAGCUUGAGAACGACAGUGUCAUCAUUGACGUUCCACCAGCCAAAUCGACAUCAAAGUCCUCAAAAACCGCCACAGAGACGUACCAAAAGCUCACACAACUUGAACACAUCAUCAAGCGGCCUGACACGUACAUCGGAUCAGUCGAGAAGACGGAUCAGCAGAUUUGGGUGUACAACAAGACAACAUCACAAAUGGAGUACAAGAACAUUAGCUUCGUCCCAGGCUUCUACAAGAUCUUUGACGAAAUCAUGGUCAACGCAGCUGAUAACAAGCAGCGUGAGGGCAGUGGUAUGACCUACAUGAAGGUCGUCAUCAAUCGAGAAACUGGAGAGAUUAGCGUUGAAAACAAUGGCAAAGGCAUCCCAAUCGAAAUCCAUGAAAAGGAGAAGAUUUAUAUUCCCGAGCUAAUUUUCGGCCACCUCUUGGCUGGUUCCAAUUUUGACGAUGACGAGAAAAAGACUGUUGGUGGACGCAACGGUUAUGGUGCCAAGCUUUGUAACGUAUUCAGCAAAGAAUUCACUCUGGAAUGUCAAGAUGCUGGGAAUGGUAAGAGAUAUAAGCAGACGUGGACAGACAACAUGCAGAAAAUGCAAAAGGCCAAGAUCACUUCAAGCAAAACUGCAGACUUCGUCCGCGUCACCUUCAAGCCAGACUACGAACGGUUUGGAAUGUCAGAGGGCAUUGAUGACGACCUAGAAUCUCUUCUCUACCGUCGAGUGUACGACAUGGCGGGAACAGUCCGUGGUGUUAAGGUAUACUUGAAUGGCGAGCAAAUCAAGCUCAACACCUUCAAAGCGUACUGCGACCUCUAUGCAAAGUCCAUCGCCGCUGAGCGAACCGCAGAAGAAGGCGGUACUCCCACAUGCACCGUCGAGAUCGACAAGGAGAAGUCGCAUCCUCGAUGGGAAGUUGGAUUCACGGUUUCUGAUGGAACCUUUCAACAAGUAUCAUUCGUCAACUCCAUCGCGACGACCACGGGAGGCACCCACGUCAACUACAUUGCUGAUCAAAUUACGGCCUCGCUCCUCAAAGCGCUCGACAAGAGGAAGAAGGGCCAUAGUCUAAAGCAGAGCCAUCUCCGAAGCCACAUUUUUAUCUUCAUCAACUGCUUGAUCGAUAACCCGGCUUUCAACUCCCAGACCAAGGAGCAGAUGACGACCAAAGUGAGCCAAUUUGGUAGCAAGUGUGUUCUCGGCGACGCUUUCUUAAAAGCGAUUGCAAAAUCAGAUGCUAUCGAGAACAUCAUGGAAUUUGCUCAAAAGAAAGCUGAUAAAAUGCUGGCAAAAAGCGACGGAAGCAAGAGAGCAAGAGUCAGCAAUGCGAAGCUCGUCGAAGCCAACCUGGCAGGCACCCGGCGCGGCCAUGAGUGUACCCUUAUUUUGACAGAAGGUGAUUCCGCCAAGGGUCUUGCUGUCUCUGGGAGAGCCAUUCUGGACCCUGAUAAAAUUGGUGUUUUCCCCCUCCGAGGUAAACUACUUAAUGUCCGUGACGCUUCGCUAGAUCAGAUCACCAAGAACCAGGAAAUUCAAAACAUCAAGCAAUUCUUGGGCUUAAAACAUAAACAAGUAUACACGGACACAAAGAGUCUCCGCUAUGGUCACCUUAUGAUUAUGACGGAUCAGGAUCACGACGGCAGUCAUAUCAAGGGCCUCCUUAUUAACUUUCUUCAAGUUCAGUUCCCCUCCCUACUGAAGAUUCCGAAAUUCCUCCAAGAAUUCAUCACGCCCAUUGUCAAGGUCUGGCAAGGUCCCGACCCGAAGAAGCCUUUGAGACUCAAGUCCUUCUUCACUCAGCCGCAGUAUGAGGAAUGGAAGGAGUCGCACAAGGCAGAGUUGUCGAAAUGGGAGUCCAAGUACUUCAAGGGGUUAGGAACAAGUUCCAGUGAAGAUGCCCAGGUCUAUUUCACCAACCUUGAUAAUCACCUGAAAGAGUUUGAAGUUAUGAAGUCUGAAGAAGCUGAGCUAUUUGACCUUGUUUUCUCGAAAAAGAAGGCAGACGCUCGAAAAGAAUGGCUCGGCAAUUUCAUCCCAGGCACUUUCCUAGAUCACACCACGAAGGAGAUCACCUACACAGACUUUGUUGGCAAGGAGCUCAUUCUAUUCAGCAUGGCCGAUAACUUGCGUUCAAUACCGUCCGUGAUUGAUGGUUUGAAACCCGGACAACGAAAAGUUCUCUACGCCUGUUUUAAACGAAAUUUGACCAAGGAUAAGAAGGUUGCGGAACUUUCUGGUUAUGUGUCUGAGCAGACGGCGUAUCACCACGGCGAAGCUUCCUUGCAGCAGACGAUCAUUGGAUUGGCGCAGGACUUUGUCGGCUCCAACAACAUCAAUGUCCUGGAACCUAGCGGUAACUUUGGUUCUCGUCUCGCUGGUGGUUCUGAUGCUGCUAGUCCUCGUUACACCUACACGCGAUUGGCUCCAUUUGCAAAGAAGAUCUUUUCUCCCCUGGAUGAAGCCAGUUUGAAGCACCAGUAUGAAGAUGGCAAGCGUAUUGAACCCGAGGUCUACGCGCCUAUUAUACCCAUGGUUCUUGUCAAUGGCGCUGACGGUAUCGGAACUGGAUGGAGCACAACAAUCCCGAACUACCAUCCCGAAGAUAUUGUCAAGAACUUGAGGCGUCGCAUGGGUCGUUUAGAUGGAGACGAUACGGAGGAGAAGCCUUUCGAGACAAUGACUCCCUGGUUCAGAGGCUGGAAGGGCAGUCCUGAAGCGGCCGGCCCCGAUAGAUAUAAGUUCAACGGUAUCGCCUAUCAGAAUGACCAGAAUCCCAAUGAAAUCAUCAUCACGGAAUUACCAAUCCGCAUGUGGACCGAUGACUUCAAAGCAAAACUCGAAAAGGUCAUCAGCGGCACAGAUGGCCCUACCUGGAUCAAAGACUACAAGGAAUUCAACGACCACAAGACUGUUCACUUUGAAAUCAUGGUGGACGAGAAGCACUUGCCCAAGAUUCUUGAGGAGGGAUUGCUUGAAAGAUUCAAGCUCACUAAGCAAGUUGCCACGUCGAACAUGGUUGCGUUUGAUACGAGAGGUCAAAUCCGAAAAUAUGAAAAGGUUGAGGACAUAUUGGAAGAAUACUAUGUUUACAGACUUCAAAUGUAUGAUGAACGAAAGCAACACUGGCUUCAGGUAUAUUUUAACGACCUCGAAAAGCUGAAAAAUCAGUACCGCUUCAUCAAAGAAAUCAUCGACGGGGACUUGAUUGUGGGGAGGAAGAAGAAGGCUGUGCUGGUGUCAGAGCUUCGUGACCGCAAAUACAAAGCCUUCCCACCAGGAGGCCAGAAAGAAAAGACAACGGACGAUGAAACGAACGAGUCUGACAAGGAAGAUGGCGACGGUGACGACAAGGUCACAGCGGCCGGUGCUCGCGACUACGAUUAUCUACUCUCGAUGCCAAUCUGGUCGCUUACUGAGGAACGACUUGAGAAGCUAAAGGAAGCUAUCAAUAGAAAGAAGGGUGAAAUCGAUGACCUGUCCGCCAAGAGUGAAAAAGAUCUUUGGUGUGAAGAUUUGGAUGCUUUCAUGGCCGAGUGGAACACUCAACUGGCUCUCGAGCGAGAACUGCAAACCAAGAUCCGCCGCAUGGGGCGACGUGAGUCCAAGAAGAUUGGUGCAGGUCGCAAUCGCAAGGGCAAGGAUGAUGAUGACUAUGCGCCUGAAAAGAAAUCCAGGGCCAAGGGCAAAGCGGCAGCGGCAAAGGCAGCGCCAAAAGUCAAGACCGAGACCAAGAGCGCUCAAAGAUUCGCUGACAUGUUUAGCUCACAGACGAAGAAGGAGCCAAGGGAUGAUGUCAAGGAUUUGUCUGAUAAUUUCUCUGACGAUGACUUUGCAGCUCUUGGCAGAAACAAACCUUCGUCUACAAGGGCGGCAGAGCUGUCCCAGUCUGCUUCGCAAUCCCAAGCUGAAGAAGCAGCGGUUCCAAGGCCUACUAAGAGGGCAGCCGCUUCCAAAGCCAAGACCUUGUUUGAAGUCUCCUCCGACAGUGAUGCAGAAGACUUGGAAAUGAUUGGCGAUAUAGGAUCGAUGGUAAAGGGAAUCGGCAAGUCUGGUGGCGACGCGAGUGGACGACUGAGCUUAUAUGCUAUGAACCGACCAGAGUCCAGCCAGGGCAAUGGCGGCUCUGGUAGUCUACAGAAGCUGAAGACAAAGGCGUCAAAGACGUCGAUGGAUAUUGACAGUCACGAUGAGACCAACUACGAGAUGCUGGCAAAGUCGUCUCCUCACAAGAUCAAGGAUGAGGAAGACGCAGUUGGGGACUCGGACGAUGAGCUGGCGGCAGACGCAGCCGCAUCAGCAACCGACAGUGGUUUGGUUGCGGUCAAGAAGGCUCGCGCCAAGCCCGUAGCUUCCAGGACCAAGGCCAAACCUGAGCCAAAGCCGAGGGCGAAAGCGACGGCACUGUCGCCCGCCGCCAAGGCUUACGCGGCUAGGAAGAAAGUCGUUGGUGUGAAGAAGAGCGCGCUGGAGGACUCAGAAGACGGAAUGGAUGAGCCGCAAUCACCCGCACCGAAACCCAAACCUGCGGCUCGCGGCCGGCCCGGCCGGGCCGCGGCGGCCAAACGACCAGUCAUUAUAGACGAGGAUUCAUCGUUGAUACAAGACGAGAGCGACGAUCCGUUUGAAAUGGAUGACGACUGA
Molecule: messenger RNA, 5049 nt
Organism: Metarhizium album ARSEF 1941
Lineage: Eukaryota; Fungi; Ascomycota; Sordariomycetes; Hypocreales; Clavicipitaceae
Product: DNA topoisomerase 2
Exons: 3
Coding region: 1-5049 (1682 amino acids)
Biological process (GO): resolution of meiotic recombination intermediates; DNA topological change; sister chromatid segregation
Cellular component (GO): nucleus
Molecular function (GO): DNA topoisomerase type II (double strand cut, ATP-hydrolyzing) activity; DNA binding; ATP binding
Source: RefSeq, a predicted model, not a curated record